CCAAGUAAAAAUUUUUGAAGAGAAGUAUUUAAAUAAUUGGGCUGAUGGGGCAGUGCCCAUCAACUCCUAAACUUUUUUCAUUUUUAAUAAAAGUUGAUCAAAUGGUUUGUAGACAUUGCCACAUCAAACCAAUUGUAUGUAAGUAGAGGAUGGAAGUUGAUUAUCUAGCAUUACCUCUUUUCUUCAAAUAACGUCAUGAGUGGGGCCUCUUGUCCUAACAACUUGCUUGAGCAUAGGUUUUAAAAGUAAUGAUAUAAGGAGGACUAGAAUCCUCCAAAUUGUGAUGUGAACUUUAAAAUAACCAUUAAAUUUGAUAUGGUCAUUAUUGAAUUUCGAUCUAUUGAUAAUUUUAAAAGACACUUCACAUUUGGAAGAACUCUAAAAGGACUAUAGUCCUCCUAAUCCCUUGUUUUAAGGACAUAGUUGACUUGUCAAAUUAUGACUAAUGUUGAUUAAUGGAUAUGAUUCUUGUUUUCUUAACAUGGUGCCAUUGAAUACUUGAAGUUAUGUUCUGUCUCACAUACUAAAUAGAAAAGCAUGUAGUAGGAAGCAUAUGUUUUUCAAAUGUUAAGAAUAUACGCCAUAUACGUGACAGUUUUAGAUUGAGUUGUCCUUUCCUCAUAUUAUAAUUGAAAUUGUUGCAUUAUUAAACCCAGUUGUCUGUUUUAUUUAGAGAGAGUGCACCCAGAAAAUAAAAGAAUGCCAAGUAUUACUUCACCAUCAUUGUAUUCCCUGCUUGUCAAUACGUUCUGUUUACCCCGUCUCCUACUGAAAAGCUGAUUGUUUGAUUAACGUAAAUCAACUUGGUACCCACCAAGUUAAGACUUUUCAAAGACGCCAAAUGCUUGUCGUCUUUAAACGGGUUUUGCUUUUCUUUCCACGCCACCCCAAACUUUUCCCAAAGAUAGUGGACCAUAUAUCAAUUUCUUUUGUUUUAUUACUUGAAAGACGCGUUAUACAAUUAUCACCACCAUAGUCUAAUCUUAUUCACCUUUAUUCAAAGGUUCACACGAGAAUUAGAGAGGCAGUACAUGGGUGAUCACUCAUGAUAGAUCUUUUACGUUUUGGUUUUAGUCCAUCAGAUUUUUUGGAUGGUCAGAGGUUUUGAAGAGUCAAGGAGUCAAGUAUUUGUAAUGCGGGGCAAUAAGGAAGAUGGGUAGGAAAAUCCCUCACCUCAGUACCAUCUUCGGCUGUGGUAUUAAGAAAUUUCCGAAAUCACAGACCAAUUAUCACUUGCUCUAAUCUCAGCCUUGUAUUACAAGUCUUCCAUAUCCAUUUUCCAAGUCAACUACCGUGUUAAACUGAUUAACUAAAUGUUAUGUAGUGAAGAAACAAGGAAAGACGUUAUUUCAAUUUAGGGCAACACGUUGGUGGUGGUGUUUGUUUUUUUUCUCUGGUGAAUUGGGAAUUUUGGGAUGGCUUCUGUCUCUCUAUUCGUUUUCUUUGUUCUCUCACACUUCGUGCCGCUUCACUCGGCUCAAGAAGAAGCGGGAUACUCGUACACCCAAAGAUGUCCAGAGUUUCACUGUGGAAAUCUGCGCCCCCUUGGCUUUCCAUUCGCAAGUUUGUCACAACCAGAAUGCGGUGUUUUUACAAUAGAGUGUGGGAAUCCGUAUUCGACGAUCCAACUGGAGGAGGGCGGGAGAUUAUAUCAUGUUCAAAGAAUCUCUCAGGAUAACACCAUACAUAUCAAAGACGAAUGGCUUGGGGAGCAGCUGCAGCACCCCGCUUCCGUUGAAUGCGAAUCCUUACAUAAUCUGACUAUUACCAGCUCUUCGUUCGUCUCUUUUGAAUUUUUCCCCAAACAGACCUUUUUUAAAUGCAAUCGCACUCCCCCAACAAAUUUUAAAAGAUUUAGUUGCAAUGACCAUCAUAUCUACUAUAAUAGUUCAAGCGAUAGUUUUCCCACUUCUCUCUCUGGAUGUUCAAUUAUUCAGCUCCCAAAGAAUCCGAACGCAGAUCUUGUGGCAGUUGAUAGCCCGUUUGAACUUUUAGCCGUUGAGUUCGACCUUAAACCGCAUGUCUCUGAUGCAUGUUACAAAUGUUAUCAAAGAGGAGGUCAUUGUAAGCCCAAGCCCGACGACAAGGGGGAACUUGAUUGUCUGGUUCCGGAGAAAGAGAGAAACAGACAUAAACUGGCGAUAGCAUUUGGUGUCGUAUGUCCAGUCAUCUUCUUCAUAAUGAUAUGCGUUUUCUUUAUUAUCCGGCAUCAUUACAAGAAAAAAUAUGCUUCUUCAACCAUGCUGGCAAAGAAUGCUAAUUCUGAUCCAUCCUCAAGAUCAGACCUGGAAGGGGGGAGUGUCUACUAUGGAGUCCCUGUUUACUCAUACAGCGAACUUGAAGAAGCGACCAAUAAUUUUGAUACUGAAAAAGAACUUGGAGAUGGAGGCUUUGGAAUUGUCUACUAUGGCAAACUCCGUGAUGGGCGGGAAGUUGCAGUCAAGCGCCUAUAUGAGCACAACUACAGACGAGUAGCACAGUUCAUGAAUGAAGUUGAAAUCCUCACCCGCUUACGCCACAAAAAUCUAGUCUCCCUUUAUGGCUGCACCUCACACCGUAGCCGUCAACUUCUUCUUGUAUAUGAAUAUAUUCCCAAUGGCACUGUUGCUGACCAUAUUCAUGGAGAACGAGCGACGCUGGGUUCACUCACAUGGCCGACUCGUAUGAACAUCGCCAUAGAAACUGCUACUGCAUUGGCUUACCUCCAUGCUUCUGAAAUCAUACAUCGCGAUGUGAAGACUAACAACAUUCUCCUCGACAAGAAUUUUUGCGUCAAAGUUGCAGAUUUCGGGCUUUCUCGGCUGUUCCCCAAUGAUGUCAGCCAUGUCUCAACAGCUCCUCAGGGAACUCCAGGCUAUGUUGACCCAGAAUAUCAUCAAUGUUAUCAGCUUACUACUAAGAGUGAUGUUUACAGCUUUGGGGUUGUUUUAAUCGAGCUCAUAUCAUCUCUGCCGGCUGUUGAUAUAGCUAGGCAUAGGCAUGAAAUUAACUUGGCUAACUUGGCCAUAAGCAAGAUUGAAAAAUCCGCUUUCCAUGAGUUGAUCGACCCACAUCUUGGAUUUGAGUCGGAUAAAGAAGUUGAAAGGAUGACCAUUUUGGUGGCACAGUUGGCUUUUCAAUGCAUACAACAGGACAAGGAAACGAGACCUAGCAUGGAUGAGGUCUUGGAGGCUUUGAAGCAGAUUCAAAGUGGUAAUGAUGCGCCGGAGGAUCAAGAGAAGGGAUUUGAUGAUGAUGUGGUCGUGAAUGUAAAGCCACCAAUUUCGCCGGAAUCUGAUGAGGUUGCGUUGUUGAAGACUAAACAGCUGCCACCUUCACCAAUUUCUGUGAACACUAAUUGGACUAGUAGGUCAACUACACCUAAUAUCAGUAGCUAAAUUUCUUCUCCAUGCUGCUAUGCUAUCGAGUAGGGAUAAGAAUAUGUUUAACACUCCUUCAGACGCAAAUGAGUGUGCUUUGAAAUUUCAUUUUCUUCUCAUCUACUGGUUCUGUGUUGUUCAUGGAAGGCAUAUAUCGUUGAUAGGUUAAGGUUUUGGGGGAAUGUACAUAAUAUGAAUGGAGUUAUUAGUAUCAUUCAUAUAUAUAUAUAGCAGAGAUUUCGGAUUAUUUGUUUCA
Molecule: messenger RNA, 3615 nt
Organism: Corylus avellana
Lineage: Eukaryota; Viridiplantae; Streptophyta; Magnoliopsida; Fagales; Betulaceae
Product: LEAF RUST 10 DISEASE-RESISTANCE LOCUS RECEPTOR-LIKE PROTEIN KINASE-like 1.1
Biological process (GO): protein phosphorylation
Molecular function (GO): ATP binding; protein kinase activity; polysaccharide binding
Source: RefSeq, a predicted model, not a curated record